UAUAUUUUGCAGAUUUGAAAACCGUAUUUUAAAAGGUACUUAAUUAUUGGCAAAUUUUGGUCAAUGGCUUCUUUCCUUGAGGAAGUAAUUUAAUAGCAUAUAUUCAGAAAUCUGUCUGGAUCUAAGGAAAUAGUGCAUAUAUAUAAAAACAAGUGAUUAAAUCCUUAAACGGUUAUAAGCAGGAGUGUUUCCGGCUUACAUGCGUGUGUAUGUACUAUACCGUUAAAGUUUGAUGAGAUAUUAAUAAGGAAGACACAGCUACGUAUCAGUUUCUACUCAUCAUUUUUACGCGUGACAUAGAAUCAUUGUUCCAUGAACAUUACUAUUUGAAUUAAUUUGUUAUUACGAAGGUGAGAAAUGGAUUCAUUUGUAAAAACAGAGGUAGGGUGACAAUCUAAAACUGUAAUGAACUUGUAUUCUUUCUCACAAUUAUGUGAUAUUUGGAACUAUCAGCUGUGGUUAUUUUACCUAUGAUUUAAAUUUUGAUAGUAAUUUAACAAAGUUAUGCGUUUUUACAUUGAUUUAAACUUAUAACCGAGAUUUUAAACGGUAUUAAAAAUAAGGAUGUAAUUAGUGACAGAAGAUACUAGUUUCUAUAAAUCGUUUCUCAGAAACUGUAUUCUACAGAGUGAAAAUAUUGACAAAAUAUUAAGUUAUAGUCAUUUAACUGACUUGAUACGAAGAGGAUGAAUCAAUCGUGGGGAUAUGAAGAAGGAGUGUAUAGUCUCCAAGAGAUAUGCUAUAAACAUCCUCCUCCAGUGGUUGUCCAGUGUGAUAUAGCAAGUUCAGAGGUUACAGCUGAAAGCGCUUCUUUCGAUUUUUCACAACCAUUACUUAUAUAUAGGCAGAGGAAUAUUAACAAGAUAAAUGCUCAAAAUGUUCAGAGGGAUUUAUUUAGAGAGACGGGACCUCCUCUUGUUAUACCAGAGGAUUAUAAAGGAUGGUUUGCAGUUCUACAGAAAAAGCGCAUAAAUCCAGCUACAUUAGGGCACAACGUUAUGGAGUACAAACUAGUGUCUGACCUUUCGAAUUCUGAUACACAGACGUUUCUUAUUGGUGGGUCAGAGCAAGUGCACGCAUUCCAAGUAUCGAUCAGUUGUGAUGGAAAAACUCAGCACCAACAGCGAAGUCUAUUCCCUGGCGAAGUUUUACGUAAAGGUAAAAUAUAUGUUGGAGAAAGUAGGCGUAAAUCUGGUUUAUUUCGAAGAUCCAAAUUAAAACAGGAAUACUACUUGUUAUGCACUGAUGAAUGUGAACGAGAAAUAUUACUUCCGUUCAACCAAAAAGGUUUAUUUUAUACAUUAACGACCCAGAGCGGUCGAAUGCCUUGUCCUGUCUUACACAUGAAAGAUAUACUUGAUAAAAAGUACCUACCAGCCACCACCAAACUGCUUUUUGGAAGAGUGCCUAUUGUGGAAUGUGGAUUUACUGGAAUAUUACGUCUUGAACACUCACAUUUUGAAAGAUCAGUUAUUGCAUGUACAACUUCCGAGAAGAAUACCUUUGUCGAAUUACCGAUAAAUUGCUCUUUGAAAUUCCGAAUAUUUGAAAUGAACGAUGAUGUAGUUCAAUCAGAUAUAUAUAAACGUGCUUUUGCUUUGUGUAAUGAGAAAGCAUAUUUGUACAUGAGUGGAAUCAAAGUAUAUCAUAGUAUAGACGAAACAGUCUUAUUAGAGGAUGAAGUAGCAAAUGAUAUGCCACCCAGCCCUCAUAUUUUGAGGACGAAAAAACCAGCCGAUCCCUCUGCAGACGACAAUAGAGAGUCUGGUUAUAUCGAAAUGAGGGAUAGUUUGGAAUUUACAGAGGAAGCGUCCUAUAUUGACAUGAGGGAUAGUCUCUCAUGUAGCAGUUCGAUUUCAAUAGAUUUCGAUGAAAUGGAUUAUGUGCUUCCGAGCGGUAGAAACAUUUUACAUGAUUCUCUUCGAAGAAGUAGUUCAAAGGAUAAUAGUAAAACAAAUACUUUGACGAAGCAUCAGUCAAACCGUUCUCCGCCACCGUCGUGUUCUCCACCUCCAUUACCAACAGCAUGUGCUGGACCGCCAGAUCACGCGUAUCUUGACCUGGAUAGUGGUAUAUCUGAUGGAAUACCUUCAAAUACUUCACAUGACCGUGCAAGUGUUCGAAUUGAAAGGGUACAUUCUGAUAAAAUUUACGAUAUACCCCGCAUUCCUAGACGUCUCAGUGCACCAGAACCGAUUGACAUGUACUCUAUGAGAAUUAAGAGACCAACAUCUUUAGAUAUACUGCCUGAGGCUAAUUCAGGAGAGGCCAUUAAAUACGAAAAUUUUUCAAUAUUGCGAGAAGUUGUGCCAAAACCAUGUGGCAUUUUAAGGCCAGGACAGAAUCGAAAACCAUUGGAACCUAUUUAUAGUGAUGUUCCUAGUAACACAGCAAUACACCAUGUACUAGAACAAGAAGAACAUUUAAAUGUCUUACAAGACAUUGAUACAGAAACAAUAACUACUGCGGUCGAAACAGAAAUACCACCUGUAACACAAGAUUUCAACAAAAAUAACUGUGACGUAAAAACUGAAGACGCAAUUGAAAAUGAAACGAAAACUUUUGUCUCAGCUAAUGUUGAGUCUGAAGUGCCAAACUGUCAUGACGAUGAAAAAAAGACUUCAGCAUUAAAUAAGGAAAUAAAUGUGCCACACUGUCAGUACGAUGAAAAUACUUCAGAAUUUAAUGAGGAAAUAGAUGUGCCACAAUGUGAGAACGAUGAAAAUACUUCAGCAUUAAAUGAGGAAAUAGAUGUGCCACAAUGCCAGGACGAUAAAGAGUUGUCAGCAUUAAAUAAGGAAAUUGACGAGGAGCACUGUCAGGACGAUAAAGAGGUGUUACCAUCAAAUGAGGGAACAGAUAUUUCUUCUCCAAACAAAGCUGCUGCUCGAGAAAAACAAUUCGGAACAGAUGAAAAUGAACAAUUGGAAGAAAAUGGUUCAUUUUGUACGAGUGAAAUUAGUGAUCAGAUAUUAGAACAGUGUGAUGAAAUACGAACAAAUAUUGACACUAAGCAUAAUCAACAGACAUCGGAUAAUGAAAGUCUGUACACUGAACAAUCAACCAGGAUUGAUGAAGUCAUAUUAUUAGAAUCUACACCUACAGUAACUGAACUCAUUUCAAGUGAUCAGUAUGCGCAUGCACCAUUUGAUGACAUCAAAAUCAAUCCAGACACAAAGAACUGCAAUACUGAUAGGUGCGAAAAUGAAAAAGAAGAAAUAAACGCUUGCUCAAAUCACACUAAUAUAACUAGUUUAACCGAGGACAGUGGAGUCAAAUAUUUGGAGGACAGAACGGGUAGUACGAUCGAAAAUAAUACUUUAGAUAAAUUAGAAUGUACACUUACUUAUGAUGAGAAUAAUAUGUCUGAGCAACUAAUUAUGAGUCAAAGUCAUGUUUGUCCUUCCACUCAAAACAACGGAAACGAUAUAGAACAUCAAAGUGAAAACAUUGCAAGUGUUCUUCAAGGACAUGGUAGUGAUAAUUACAUAAAUGAUCAUAUUCCCCCUUCAGAAAACGACAAAAUAUCAAAGAGCGAUAUGUCUGUCAACAUCGUCUCACAAACCUCUAACACUGAGGAAAAUUUACUUGAAACAAAUAAUGGAAAAUUAACCAUUGACGUAUCUCAUAUAUAUGACGAAAUACAAGCAACUGUUACUCCGCCACCAUCAGCCUGUCUGGCUGAACCUUUAUCAGGAACUGUGGGUGAAAAUAUUUUCCUAAAAACUAGUCCUCAGAAUUCAGAACAUAAACAAAUCUCAAACGCCUAUCAUACAAUGACUUCAUCGUCAAUACCAAAUUCUGCCAUGAAUGAAUUGAAAAGUGAAAUUGACCUGUCUACAAUUGAUCCUAAAUUUGACUCAUAUGCGGUUAAAGCAUCAACAUCCUUGAUUGAAAAUAGUGAACAAAAGAGUGCGCCUGUAUCUGACAACAUAAAUGCUUCAAAUGAGAACAAAAUUUCUAUGGGUAAUGAUACUGACACAGUUGUGACUCAGUUUGAGGAUGAUAAAGUUAAAGGUGAAUUAAACACAUCAAUAUGUUUAGAAUCUGAAAUGCAAAGUGCUGCAAUGGUUGAAAAAACUAAAGGCGAGUGUCCAGAUAAUACACAUGAAGAAACGUGUCAAACGCAGUCAAUAUUUCAUGCAGAAAUAUUUUUUCAAGAAACAAAACUUUCAGACGAUAAAGUGCAACAGCUACAACAAACUGAAAACGAGCAAAUACAUCUAAAAACGCUAACAUCAGAGGAACAAAAUAGUAUCGUAGAAAUAGUGAGGGACAAUGUCCAUACAAUCAGACAAUCAAAAUACGGUGCUAGUCAGGAAACAAACGAUGCAGAGAGAGAAACAGUGAGUUUGAUUUAUGAAAAUAUUCAAAGUUCAAAAUCCUCGCAUAAUUCGUCGAAAUCCGACAAUGAUAAUAUUAUUUCAAAUAUUCACGAAGAGGUCUGCGACGAACACCUUGAAGAUAAGAAUGAUGACAACUUGUUCAAAAUUUCUACUUAUGAAAUCGUAGCUGGCUUUAGAAAACUUGGGAUAAGGAAAAGUGUAAUUGAUAUUGUGCAGCAACGCAGUCUUCAAGGAUCAAACUUAAAAGAUAUUCAAAAUCUUGGAGAAAUUUUCCCUGGAAUAUCGUGCAUUGACAAGCGAAAAAUUAGUAUGUUUUUGCAAGGCAUGAUGCAAAAUUCUGAUUCUUCGGGAAAACACAAUUCGACAGAACCAAUAUGGGUUUAAACUGCAUUUUAAAUUUCGAAUAAGUCAGAAAUUACUGAUUGUGAUAUCCAUUUUGAGUUCCUAUUGCAGACAAUUAAUUUGAAUAGCCAAUAAAUGACAAUCAGACAGUAUUAUAAAAGAAUUAUAUAUCAUUAUUCUUUGCUAACAUUUGUUUUUUAGGAAUAGACCGGAUUCUUAUACCAAAGAAACUUGUAUUGUGUUUUGUGCGAGUUUUUUAUUUUUUAAUUUGAAAUAAUAUGUGCUUGUACUAUAGUACUGCUACAUUUAUAUCUUAAUAAUGCUGUGUUUGUUUUA
This is a messenger RNA of Mytilus californianus (California mussel), 5024 nucleotides long. RefSeq lists its product as uncharacterized. Bases 687 to 4730 code for a protein of 1347 amino acids. The record is from RefSeq and is a predicted model, not a curated record. The transcript is spliced from 2 exons. Lineage: Eukaryota; Metazoa; Mollusca; Bivalvia; Mytilida; Mytilidae.